Styela clava is the source of this 1177-nucleotide messenger RNA. The record is from RefSeq and is a predicted model, not a curated record. NCBI's taxonomy places the organism in Eukaryota, Metazoa, Chordata, Ascidiacea, Stolidobranchia, Styelidae.
CUCUGUUUGCUUAAUCAUUGACCAACAAGCAAUGAGCGAGUGUUUUUAUACUUGGCUAUUAUUCCAUAUAGGCCACAUUGAGUUAGCUGUAAAUUCCGAAUGUAUCGCUUUUCACGUUUCUUGAAAUAUGGGCGGGUGGCGUCAUGGCGUUUUAUGUCUUCGGCCGGAAAUCUUGAUAGCAGAGUGGCAAUUGUUACUGCAGGAACGGAUGGUAUAGGACUAGCAAUUGCCAAAAGAUUGGGACAGAAUGGAGCUCAUGUCGUUGUUAGUAGCCGAAAGCAGGAAAAUAUUGAUCGUGCAGUUGAUGAAUUGAAAUCAAUUGGAAUAAAGGUUUUAGGAAUACCAUGUGACGUUGCUGAUUCUGAACAAAGACAAAAUUUGAUAGAAAGGACAAUGAAAGAUUUGGGUUCCAUAAAUAUUUUUGUUCAAAAUGCUGGAGUCAAUCCCCAUCUUCUUAACAUUAUGGAAACUCCAGGAAGCGUUCUUGACAAAACGUACGCCCUUCAUAUCAAAGCUAACUUUCAGAUCGUACAAGAAAUAUUUCCUCAUAUGGCGAAAAGCAAACACCAAGGUUCCAUAAUACUUACGUCAAGUGUCAUUGGUUAUACAACUCAACAUUUACCUGGAGCGUAUGGAAUCACCAAAGCAUCGAUCAGUGCCAUGGUUCGUGCCUUCAUGUCAGAGCUUUCGAAUCGAAACAUACGAAUAAAUUGUCUUGCAUUUGGAGGAAUUGAUACUUCGUUUCUACAAAAACUUCGACAGAACGAGCCUUUUACUAAAAAUAUGCUGAGUUUAGUUCCGAUGAAACGUUUAGGAACGGCUGAUGAAUGCGCCGGUCUCGCGUCCUAUUUAGCUUCAGACGAUGCCAGUUACGUCACAGGGGAGACCUUCGUUAUUUCUGGUGGGUCGUAUAAUAGACCGUAAGACCAUGGACCAAAAUUUGUCCAGUAAACUGAUCGGGACUAAACAGUGUGAACUAUACGUAUUCAUAACUCGUAUUAAAAUCAAACACAAACAAGAAAAAUAAUUAAUUCUUGUUACUGCAUACAUAUAACUACCAAUUUUUUUUAGUUCUUGAAAACAAUGCUUAUCUUAAUGUUUCUUUUUUCAAUUAUUUGUCGACUGAAUGAGCAAGAAAUUUGUCAAAAUGAGCUUCAUUGCACUAUCAAGCAAAGUA